This is a messenger RNA of Lactuca saligna, 1754 nucleotides long. Lineage: Eukaryota; Viridiplantae; Streptophyta; Magnoliopsida; Asterales; Asteraceae. The record is from the annotation of a GenBank genome assembly.
UAGUUUACAUAUUCAUUCUAUGUAAUUCUCAGAUUAUGGACAAAAUCCACAUUAAUGUUGUUGAUUGUGAAACAUCUAAAAAAAAAGUUGUAUGGGAUAAUAAUACCUUCAAGGUGUUUGGUGAUGCUUGUGUGAUUGAAGUAAAAAAAGGGAAUAGGCCUACUAGUCAUUUCAAUAAGGUUGGGUGGGAGAAUUUAAAAAAAUACAUGAAGGAAAAAACAGGAAAAAACUAUGAAAGAAAACAACUUAAAAACAAAUGGGACAUUAUGAAAAAAGAAUGGAAGCUUUAUGACCGUUUAAUAAGGAUUGAAACUGGAAUUGGUGGGACAAGAAGUUUAAUAUACGCCUCGCCUGAGUGGUGGGAGGAGAAAAUAAAGGAGAAUAAAGAAUAUGCCAAAUUUAGGGACACAGAUUUGAGCACAUUUGACAUAAAAUCCGCUAUUUUGUUUCAAGAUUCUGUUGCUGUUGGAGAUAAGACUAUGACUCCAUUAAAAUUUCAAAACAACGAAGAAAAUAUGGAGGGCGAAGGAGAUAGUGAUGAAAUCAAUUUAGAUGACGAUGAGACUCUUUUUCCUAGUUUCCUUGAAAGUAGUUCAAGUAAAAGGAAGAAGUCUAAGAAUGCUUCCAACAGUCGUUCAACCAAGAUGGAUAGUGAUGAUUCUAAUUCGUCUGACGAUAAUGAGGAAUGUUGGGUGGAAGAGGAUAGAGAAUUUGAAAGUUUAUGUGGGUUAGCUCUGAAAGGGAUAAUACUAGCUUUUAAGAUACGUAGGCCAUGUCACACUUCAGCCCGCACCGGUGUCAUAUUUAUUAAUGAAGUAUUAAAUGGUCAUCCUAGACGGUGUUACGAGAUGUUUAGACUGCAUGUACCGGUUUUUAGACAAAUAUGCAUAGAUAUUGCUACAAAUUACGGACUUAAACAAACACGAAAUAUAUCUCUUGAGGAGUCGGUAGGAAUAUUCUUUAUGACUUUGUCCCAUGGAUGUAGCAAUAGAUUUGUGCAAGAAUUUUUUAAUCAUUAUGGGGAAACGAUUCAUAGGCAUUUCCAUAUAGUUUUGGCAGAUGUGCUUAAGAUGAGUGCCGACAUCAUCAGGCCAGCCGCCAACUAUAAUGAUGAAGUUCCCGAAUAUAUAUUAAACAAUCCUCGAUAUUAUCCAAUGUUCAAGGAUUGCAUUGGCGCUAUAGAUGGGACACACGUUAGGGCAUCUGUUCGACAACAUGAGGAAGCAAAAUACAUUGGUCGAAAGGGAUAUGCUACACAAAAUAUAAUGAGACCAGAUCUUCAUUUUCCAUUUCCAACAGGUGAUAAAUAUUAUGUUGUUGAUGUCGGAUACCCAAAUACCAGAGGGUAUCUUGCUCCAUAUAAAGGAGCUAAUAUUCGUUAUCAUUUACUGGAUUUUCGACGUGGACAUAUUGCUGCUAUACGUGAACCUCGUGCACCGAAAGAGAAAUUUAACUUUUACCAUUCAUCAUUGCGAAAUAUCAUUGAACGGACUUUUGGAGUAUGGAAAGCUAGGUGGGCGUUAUUAAGAGACAUGCAUGUUAAUUACAAGUACGAGCACCAAGUGAGUAUUGUGAUUGCAUCGAUGGCAAUCCGUAAAUAUAUUACAAAGACCGGUAGGUUUGAUGAAGCAUUUAAUAGGGCACAACAAGAAUCCUACAUUCCUGCACACAAUCGUACUAGUAGUGAAGGUGACGAAGAAGGUCCAAGUACACAUCGCACGAGUAAUGAUAGCUCAUAUAUGGCAGCGAUAUGA